GAUGUCAGCAGCGCAGCCCGCGAGCGCAGGCAGCGGCUCCCGCAGAGCCCCGAACUGCUGACAAACCCCUCGGAGACGCACGUCAGAGCAGCUAACGGGGGCAUCCUUCCAACCGAACCACAAAUGCACGAGGGAAAACAGUAAACCUGUCUUUCAUUUCAGGGACCGUCAUGAUCAAAACAGCUACUUUCGACAUCCGGCCAAGACCUCUGCCUGCUAAUUUCUGUUUAAACGAGUUGAUGUGAGAAAUUAAGCGAGUUUGAACAGGCUGUUAUUUCCGACAGGCUUUGGAGGACUUCACGCUGUGCAAGUUUUACGUGCUGAAAGCUAACAGCUUGCUGGAGAGAUGAGUUCUCAAUCCAAACCUGGCGGGGGCUUUGCAGCAACUUCUUGGGUGGAGAGAGAACUUUCUGCUGAACUCAACCAUCUGCGUGUUGUGCACAGGAUCCAAUCAUAACCUGCUAUGGAGAAUUACUGUUAAGAUGAGUGCCUACCUUGCUGAGAAAUCCAAUUCAUCAAUACUUGGAUAUUUGAAAGUGUCUGCAUUAAAUAGCAGCAAUCUUUCUGCAAACAGCUCCAAUGAGACAACAAGCAACCUGGAUUUGCCUACCUUGGAUAUCAGUAGGGCGAUAACUGUGGGGCUCAUCCUAGGUGCCUUUAUACUCUUUGCUAUUAUAGGUAAUAUUUUGGUAAUUCUCUCUGUUGCUUGCAAUAGACAUUUAAGAAUCCCUACAAACUAUUUCAUAAUUAACCUUGCAAUAGCAGAUUUGUUGCUGAGUUUUACUGUCCUUCCAUUCUCUGCUACACUGGAAAUCCUUGGCUACUGGGUUUUGGGGAGGAUAUUUUGUGAUAUCUGGGCAGCAGUUGAUGUGCUCUGCUGUACAGCUUCUAUUUUAAGUCUAUGUGCAAUCUCCAUAGAUAGAUAUAUAGGAGUACGUUAUUCUCUUCAGUAUCCAACUUUGGUAACAAGAAGAAGAGCAAUUCUAGCUCUCCUAGGUGUCUGGGUCCUUUCCAUGGUAAUUUCUAUUGGACCUCUUUUGGGCUGGAAAGAACCAGCACCCAAGGAUGAGAAAGUGUGCCGUAUCACUGAAGAACCAUUCUACGCUUUGUUUUCUUCCUUGGGGUCAUUUUACAUUCCUUUAAUCGUCAUCCUCGUCAUGUACUGUCGGGUCUACAUAGUGGCCAAAAGGACUACAAAAAAUCUGGAAGCCGGGGUUAUGAAAGAAAUGUCCAACUCCAAGGAGCUGACGCUACGGAUUCACUACAGGAACAUUCAUGAGGACACCUUAAGCAGCAACAAAUCCAAGGGUCACAAUCCCAGAAAUUUCUUAGCUCUCAAACUUUUAAAAUUCUCUAGAGAAAAGAAGGCAGCCAAGACGCUGGGAAUUGUGGUUGGCAUGUUUAUCUUGUGCUGGCUACCUUUCUUCAUUGUUCUGCCUCUAGGAUCCCUGUUCUCAGCUCUGAAACCCCCUGAAAUAGUCUUCAAGGUGAUUUUUUGGCUUGGCUACUUUAACAGCUGCUUGAAUCCAAUCAUCUACCCUUGCUCAAGCAAAGAGUUCAAGAGAGCUUUCAUACAGAUUCUAAAAUGCCAGUGCCACCGUCGAAAGCAGUUGGGGUGGUGGGCCUACAGCUACAGGAACUGGAAUCGGUGCUCCUUUGAACACCCUCGGAAGGACUCUCUGGAAGACAGUGGGAGUUUCUUAAGUGGCAGUCAGAGGACAUUAUCUUCAGCAUCUCCCAGCCCUGGCUACCUGAGCAAAAUCACUCACCCGCAUAUGGAAAUGUGUACAUUCCAGGAAUGGAAAAACCCCAGCUCUUUCCUGAGCCCCUUACAAGAAGGCAGCAGUCAAAAGAACCCAUGCCAAUUCUUCACCUUCAAUCUCCUAACAGAGCGCAAUGGACACAUAGCUGCUAGCAGCCAAGCCUCCAGCAAUGGGGACCACGAGGACAUCUGUGACACAAUGAAUGGUAGAACUGACUGUAGUACAAGCAUCGUGCUGGAAUGAAUGGAUUCUAAUCAGUCUGCACAGAUUCUGCACUCUUCAUACACCAACCUCUGAUAUUUAUCCCAGGGGAAGACAUGGACCACUGCACAGUUCUCAGUAUGGCACUAGAAGGAAGCCAGUGAGGAACAGGCAGAUUAUCAUCACAAGAAUGGCAAAAUCUAGAGGCUAGCUAUGUUCCUAAUAAGUUGCUAAAGAUGCUACUGAAACAAAUACAGAAUGCAGAAAAGUAGCUGGAUAAACCCAGGGAAGUACACAGCCAAUUAUUCAGCUAUCAUGGUAGUGCUGUAGAACAGCCAAACACACAUGUAUAUAGAAAGAACGUAUAAAUGUGGGGGAGGGCAAGGGAAAUGUGUAUGAAAGUUUGUGCUCACACGUGUGCUAGCAGCAUGUUUGGAUACCUGAGAGUGGAAGUGAGCAAUGCAGUUGUACAGCGCUGUUUGUACCUCUCCAGAGCACUAGCUGCUGCUGAUUUUGCCUGCAAAAUUCUGAUUGUUGCUGUACUUCACUGUACAUUAGCACUUUAGAAAUGGAAAACAAUGUCAAAGAUUAAAGUAAUUUCGCAACAAUUUAA
Messenger RNA from Tympanuchus pallidicinctus (lesser prairie-chicken), 2577 nucleotides. It is a transcript of the gene ADRA1B, whose product is annotated as adrenoceptor alpha 1B. The transcript has 2 exons. The coding region runs from base 483 to 2006 and encodes 507 amino acids. Gene Ontology annotation, biological process: cell-cell signaling; positive regulation of cytosolic calcium ion concentration; phospholipase C-activating G protein-coupled receptor signaling pathway. Gene Ontology annotation, cellular component: membrane. Gene Ontology annotation, molecular function: alpha1-adrenergic receptor activity. The record is from RefSeq and is a predicted model, not a curated record. NCBI's taxonomy places the organism in Eukaryota, Metazoa, Chordata, Aves, Galliformes, Phasianidae.